Neopelma chrysocephalum (saffron-crested tyrant-manakin) is the source of this 8451-nucleotide messenger RNA. It is a transcript of the gene IGDCC4, whose product is annotated as immunoglobulin superfamily DCC subclass member 4. The record is from RefSeq and is a predicted model, not a curated record. Gene Ontology annotation, cellular component: axon; plasma membrane. Gene Ontology annotation, biological process: cell-cell adhesion; axon guidance. The transcript has 22 exons. The coding region runs from base 56 to 4000 and encodes 1314 amino acids. NCBI's taxonomy places the organism in Eukaryota, Metazoa, Chordata, Aves, Passeriformes, Pipridae. Gene Ontology annotation, molecular function: protein binding.
GGGGCGCUCGCACAAGAUGGCGGUGGGGCGGCGGGAGAGCGCGCUCCCCUCGUAGAUGCGGCCGCGGCGGUCCCUGCUCCCGGCGCCCGGCGGGGCUUACAUGGCGCUGGAGGACCUGCUGCUUUGUCUCUGCUUCUCCGUCCUCGCCGUCCUGGCCGUGCAAGGGAGCCUGUUGGAAGGGGAUUCCCUGGACCUGAGCUGUAGUGCUGGUCCUGCAAAGGUGAUACUGGAGCCAAACCAAGAAGUGGUUUUGGACUGUAACCUGACCCCUGCCGAGCAAGUGAUCAACAUCACAUGGAAGAAGAAUGGGUUUCCAUUAGUGGAGCAGGAACAUCUCCACGUGCUUCCGAAUGGAUCGCUCUUCAUCUCAUCCCAGGCUGUGGCAAAAGACAGUAAAAAUCCCGGUGCUGAGGGGAAUUACUCCUGCGUGUCUCACAGCUCCCUAGGGACUGUCACCAGUCAGACGGCUGCAGUCAGGUUUUCAACAUUGUCACGCUUUUUCCAGCAGCCGGAGUCGCAGACGGUGGAAGAAAAUGGCAUGGCCCGGUUUGAGUGUCGGAUCGAAGGGCUGCCCUCCCCUGUCAUCACGUGGGAGAAGGACCAUGAAGCUGUUCCAGCAGAACCCAGGUUUAUAACUCUUCCCAAUGGUGUCCUCCAAAUCGUGGAUGUGCAGGAGAGUGAUGCUGGGGCUUAUCACUGCGUGGCCACCAACGCCGCCCGAAAGCGCUACAGCAACGAUGCCACCCUGAGCGUGGUGAAAGGCUCCCAGCCAGCAGGAGGAGAUGUCACCAUUGUGGCUGCUCCGGAGAACACCACAGUGGUGGCAGGGGAGAGUGUGGUGAUGGAGUGUAUGGCGGCUGCUGAUCCCACCCCCUUCGUGUCCUGGAUACGACAGGAUGGAAAGCCCAUUUCCACAGAUGUGAUUGUGCUGGGCAGGACCAAUCUCCUCAUUCCCUCCAGCCAGCCCCAUCACUCCGGGGUGUACGUCUGCCGGGCCAACAAACCCCAAACCAGGCAGUUCGUUACCGCCGCCGCCGAGCUCCGGGUCCUUGCGACUCCCAGCAUCUCCCAGGCUCCUGAAACCAUCUCCCGCACCCGAGCCAGCACGGCCAGGUUUGUGUGCAAGGCGGAGGGGGAGCCAGCCCCCACCAUCCACUGGCUGAAGAACGGGGAGCCCAUCCUGUCCAACGGGCGGGUGAAGGUGCAGAGCAGCGGGAGCCUGGUCAUCAACCAGAUCGGCCUGGAGGACGCCGGCUACUACCAGUGCGUGGCUGAGAACAGCCUGGGCACGGCCUGUGCCACGGCCAAGCUCUCGGUGAUCGUGCGGGAGGGUUUGCCCAGCGCUCCCAAGAAGGUGUCGGCCGUGUCCCUCUCCAGCACCACAGUGCUCGUGUCCUGGGAGCGCCCGGAGCACAACAGCGAGCAGAUCAUCGGCUUCUCCUUGCACUACCAGCGGGCUGUGGGAACAGAUAACGUGGAAUACCAGUUUGCUGUCAAUAAUGACACCACUGAGCUGCAAGUCAAGGACCUGGAACCCAAUACCAACUAUGUCUUCUACGUGGUCGCAUAUUCCCAGCUCGGAGCCAGCCGGACAUCCUCUUCCAUCAUUGUCCAGACCCUGGAAGAUGUUCCCAGUGCUGCCCCUCAGCUGUCCCUGUCCAGCAUGACUCCUGGUGACAUCCGUGUGACGUGGCUGCCUCCUCCUCCAGAGCUGAGCAACGGCAAGAUAACCAAGUACAAGAUCGACUACUGCACCCUCAAGGAAGAUCAGGUCACCUCCAUCGAGGUGGGUGGAAAUGAGACCCAGAUCACGCUCUACUCGCUCCAUCCCAACAAAGUGUACAAAGUCCGGAUCGCAGCCAGCACCAGUGUGGGAUACGGGGCCCCCUCCGAGUGGACCCAGCACCGGACUCCUGACAGAGACAACCAGACACACGUUCCAUUUGCCCCAACGGAAUUAAAAGUCCGAGCGAAGAUGGAGUCUCUCCUGAUAACGUGGCAGCCCCCAGCCAACCAUGCCCAGAUAUCUGGCUACAAGCUCUACUACCGAGAAGUGGGCCCAGAGGAGUCCAGCAACGAGAGCCCCUUGGAUGGUGCUGAAGAUGAGAGCUGGGACGUAGGACCCAUAAAACUCAAGAAGAAAGUGAAGCAGUACGAGCUGACUCGACUAGCUCCUGGGAAACUCUACGAGGUGAAGCUGGUGGCAUUCAACAAGCACGAGGAUGGUUAUGCAGCUGUUUGGAAGGGCAAAACAGAGAAGGCACCAGCGACAGCAGUAGAUCCCCCUGUGCAGAAGGGUCCUCCUCUGCCUCCAGUCCAAGUCUAUGCAGAGUCCAACAGCUCGACUUCCAUAUGGCUCAGGUGGAAGAAGCCUGACUUCACAACAGUCAAAAUUGUCAACUACACCGUGCGCUUCAGCCCCUGGGGCCUGAAGAAUGCCUCUCUUGUGACAUACUACACCAGCUCUGACGAAGACAUUCUCAUCAGUGGGCUGAAGCCCUACACCAGGUAUGAGUUUGCCGUGCAGUCCAACGGCGUCGGCAUCGACGGCCCCUUCGGCAGCGUGGUGGAGCGCUUCACCCUUCCCGACCGCCCCUCCACUCCCCCGUCUGACCUGCGGCUGCACCCGCUCAACCCCUACGCCGUGCAGGUGCACUGGUGCCCGCCCGUGGAGCCCAACGGCAUCAUUGUGGAGUAUCUCAUCCUGUACAACGCCAACAACACGCAGCCAGAUGACAUGUGGACCUUGCUGACGCGAGAAGGAAAUAUCUUCAGCACUGAAGUGCAUGGCCUGGAAAGUGAUACAAGAUACUUUUUCAAGAUGGGAGCAAAGACAGUUGUGGGAUCCGGUCCCUAUUCCAACGUUAAGGAUGUGCACACCCUCCGGGAGAAGUUGUCUGAUGUCCUGGAUAUUCACUCUGUCACAGGGAUCAUCGUGGGGGUCUGCCUGGGGCUGCUCUGCAUCCUCUUCUGCAUGUGUGCCAGCUUCCGGAACAGCAAGCACAGGGAGGCCCUGCCAGGCCUGGAUUCCCAGGCUGCUGGCAACCACACGUACUACCACCGGAACAGGCAGGGGAUGGCUGCUCCCAGUGCCACCCUGGACUCACAUGAGCUCGAGUCCCUCAUGUCCCCACUCCCAGAGGAUGCACCCGUGCCCCUGGGGGACAUCACAGAGCUGACAGAGGUGCACAGCCUCAUCCACACGAGCCUCCCCGAGGACGUUGUCCAUGGGAAGAGGAAGCAAGGGUCACUGGGAAGCAGCUGCAGGCUGGAGAGCAGGGUUGUCACCAAUGCCGAGCAGGGAGGGAACCUGUCUUCAUGGAACAAAUCAGCCACCCAGCCCUGGACAAACAGCAUUGCCAGAUACGGGGACACCAUCACCAAGGAGCCCCUCUCUGCUGUGAACGGGUCACUCAAGCUCCCCUCCAGCACAGGGCAGAAGCUUCUGUUACAAGCUCUGGUUUAUGAUGCUGUGAUGCAUGAAACAAAGAAAAGCCACCCACCAGCCAACCUCCACCAAGUGGAAGCAGAGGUCAUUGUCCAUUCUGAUUUUUCAGCCUCUGACAGAGACUAUGACUCCCAGCUGCACACCCUGGAGAGUGAAGAGACAGAAAUCGAGGACCAGGAGCCUGCAGAGCUCCCCUCAGGAGAGCUGGCUCUUCCUGGCUCUCCCAGCUCCCAGCAGGACACAGGCAAAGUGUUGGUGGACUGCACAGGGAAUUUGGAGGCUCAGGCCCAGGCUGACACAAAGACUAACAAACCAGAGGCUGUUUGCAUCCCUGGGCUCACCAAUGGCUUCCACAGCCAUGGAGAAAGUCUGGAUUCAGUGGAGAGUGGAGACUCGGACUCCAUCCAGGAAGGCGGGCGGGAUGUGCAGCCAGUCAAGGGCCAGUUGCUUUCCACGGCCCCGGAGGAGGCCCCGCUCUGCAGUAACUCUGGUUUAACCAGUCCAUCCUCAGCAUCUGAGAACAUGGCACGUGUCCACAGCCACACAGAGUGACCUGACCCGGUGCUGAUCACGGCAGAGCUGUGAGGUGCUGCCUGCCCUCGGCUCAUGGAGCCCAGCAGGAGCUGAGCGGGCACAGCAUCUCCCAGAGCGGGGCUCGGACCCCUCAGCUGGGCACACGCCUGCAGGAAACCAGGAGGUACCUUGGGCAGGGCCGUCUCCUUCCCGCUGAAGCUGGUGAGUAGCUGGGUGUUGGUGAGAGCAGGAUCGAGCCAUCUGCCAAAGCUUGAUGCAGAGAACCACGAUGGAACGGAGCCUUUCUGCGCUAGACUGGGGCUGUCACUUCUCUGGAGUCCUCCAGGCGACUGGCAAGACGUCGUGUAAUGCUGGGAAGUGGCAGAGCACACUGAGUGAUCCUCCUCAACUGCCUCUGCACCGGGAGCGCCUUGGCACUGCCAACUGUGCCUGGAUGGAUCCUGUCACGGGAGUCCCGGGAGGGGGUGGAAGCCGAUGGAAACAAAUGCAGUGAGCUGCAACCACCAGCCUUUUCUGCCCUCCCGUGGUUAGAAGGAUUCCCAGGCUCUCUGUAACUUCUACUAGCAGGCUGAUGUAGUGGCCUUUUAUUACACACUCUACGAGUGCCUCUAACAACUUGUACUAUAUAGAACCUUGUGCAGCGUCUGGGUCAUUUCACCAGCCUGGACUUUGUUUUAUGUAGGUUCUUGUACCUAAUAUUUUAGGUACACAUCUGUCCUUUUAAUGUACAACAUGUAUUUUUAUUUCCUUGGAACAUCUUUAUAUUAUUUAAUUUUAUAAAGUGGAAUAGUGUGUGGUAUAGAGUAGCAUUUUUACUACUUCUCUCUUUCUUUAUUUUUUCCUCCCUAACAACACAACUACCUCAUGUCUGUUGGAGAAAAAAAAAGAAAGCAGUAAGAUCUACUCUUUUGUUAUAGUCCAUUAUAGGUUUUAACUUAUUCUUAUACUGCCUUUUUCUAAAGAAUAUGUUUGCACUGGUUGUUGACUCUUUUUUAACACAUAGUGCUGCAGAUCUGAUGUGUCUCUUGCUUUGUUUCUUUGACACCUUCCCUACAGCCUGAGAGUUGGGUUGUGUCUCUCUGUAGGACUGUGUUUUGCAGAAACUGCCAAAGGAGACUGCUCCAGCUGGGGGGAUGUCGAUCCAUCUCUCAUUAAAGAGCUUAUACUAACGAAGAGAAAGAAGAACCAACAAUUGCAAAAGUAACUUGCGAUCUUGGGGACAUCUAUUUCAUUUUUUGUGUGUGCCCAAGAGGAGACAUCUCAGAUGGUUUUGAUUUCCAGAAAGCAGGACUCAGCCUUCUGUAAGCAGUGGACUAGCUGAAGGCUUUGGAUGAACAAGUGAAAUUUUCCAGUCACUUCUGAGAGUCCUGGCCAAAGUGCUUUUGGGUGGAUCUUUUUUUUGAAGAGCAGAGCACUACCAGAGCUUUAAAAUGAAAAUCAAAUCUUUGGUCUCAUACCAGUCAGUCUGGUUUGAAAAUCAUCCGGUGACUGCUGAUGAUGCUGUUUGCUUACUGCUGACACAUCUCUCAGCCUGGCCCUGCUUGGAGUGGACUUUUCUCCACCUUUUCUUUAGCCCUGCUCCAGGCUGCAGAGUUUGACUGCAAAUGGUACCCAUUGGACCAGCUCCGCAGGCGUAACAAGCAUUGGUAACUCUGGUCAUGAGUGUUUGGUAAAUGUUUUGCCUUCCUGGAGGAUUCAGAGAUCUGGCCAUUUGUUUAUUUAAAAAAUGAAGGAAAAUAUGCCCAUCUCCCUAAUUUCUUUUUGGAAUUCCCCCAAAGCUCUGUGGGGGAGCCGUGUGCUGACCUGAGAUCCUGUAGAAGACUUCAGGAUUUGUUUUUUGUGGUGAAAUCUGGAUGGAGGUACCACUGCUUGCAGCAAGGAGAACCUCACUCUGCCAGCACCCUGUCCCUGCAUCUGUUGUGAGGAGCCAUGUCACAGUGUGCCCUGUGUGGAGCUGAGCUGGACCAGCCCAUGUCCCUGCAAUCCAUCACACCCUGUUAGCUCCAGCUCUUCAGCAGAGGAGAACCUCCAAGCCUCCAUGUACCCUGUUGGGAAGGAUAUUGGAGCUUCCACCUCUCCCCAGCCUGCAGCCCGUCCUCCCAGCACCACACACUGUUCUGGUAACUGGCUGGAUUUCCAGUCGUUGCGCUCACUCUGUUUGCUCAGGUGCUGCUUGGUGUCUUGAGGAGUCUCAGAAAUACUGUUCCAUUCUCUGAAGAGCCAUAACUCUGGAAUGCUGUGGGACAGAGACUGGAAAUUGGUGCCAGCGAGCUUGUGAGGCAGGAGUUAGUGUGCUACCAGAGCAAGGAGCUAGAAAGGCAGAGGAUAAUAACCCCCAGACCCCACUGCCACAAGACUUUGAAACUCAUGACUCAGCAGGGUACAGCUAAGGCAGUGCAGUGUUAUUGCAGGCAAAUAGGGGCAAUUCACAUUCUGUGGGAGUGGAGGCAGAGGCACAAACCCUCCAGCUGGGCAGUGUUGGGCUGCAGAGGGUGGGGGGAUGUUCUGCAGGUGGGCCUCAGUUCCCAGUUAUUUCCAUGGAACAGUCCUUGCCCUUCCCUAGUGACAGGACAGGCCCUGCACAAGCCAUGUUGCCACUGCUGGGGUGCAGAAAGGGAGGAGGACACUUCUGCAAAAUGCUCACUCUAGGGGAACCACUCCAGGGGAGCCCUUGGUUACUUCCUUUCACCUCCCAAACCAGUUCCUGUGCCCUCACACACGUCAGUGUGCUGAAGGACCGCUCCUGCUGAGCAUCCUGGCCAUCAGAGGGCAGUGCCAGGAGCAGUUUGGCCAGCAGCAGGUAUGACCAGAGCACCAGAGUUCUCCUCCCAGCUCCCUGUCAGGACACAGUACCUGGGGCAGGUCAUGGACCAGCCCUGAGCUUUCCAUCCACAGGAUGGAAGGGGAUGGAGGCUUAGUCCAUGGUGGCUGAUAUAGAAAUGUGCCACAGUUUUCAGGGAGCUCCCUUGUACAUGCACCCUCUGCUUUGUCUGUACUGACUUUAGCAAUCCCACAGCCAUGAGCUGAGCUGUGUGAAAGCUGUCCCUGCCUGCCACUGAAGGCAGGCACCAUUCCCCUGGAUCACCUUGGGCCAACCACCAAACCACCACAGUACUUAUGUGCCCCGAGUACUUAUCUUUGGGGGAGAUGCAGGAGAGCACAAACAAUUUUGCUUACACAUCCCAAAAAUACUUUCUCUCCUCAUGCUGAGGCUUGUUCUGGUCUCAUUACACCUCACCAAAUUGUACCAGGAUGCGAGACUGGCAGUGUUUGGACGUCCAAGAACUGUGGUGGCCUUGGGCUCAUACGCCAAACCUCAGCUACAGAAAUCCAGGCCGUUCCCCUGGAGCCAGGAGAUCACCCCUGGCCGACAGCAGCAGAGCUGUCCCUGGACCAACGCUUGUCCACACAGAGUGCUGAGUGUCCGUGUCCAACUCAGCUGUGCUCCAGGUCUCUCUUGCCUGGAACACACGGGGACCUUUCAGCCCCAGCUAGAAAUGAAUUGAAGAAGACACAUAAUACACACUUGAUGUGUAAAGCUGAAACAACCAGUGCAUAUAUUUUUUUAUCAUGGAAUAAGUAGCUUUCUUGCAGAUUUCUCACAGGCACACAAACUGUUGAUACCUUUAAUUACCCAUCAUGCUUAAUAUCUGUUCCUGCACACCAGGCUCCUUUCUCCCUUUUCUUCCUUUCAGUAACACUAAAGAUUAUUGCUGUUCAACUUUUUUGCUGGUGUAUAUUGUUUUACAUUGUUAAAAUGUCAGGUUUGUCUCACUGGCAUAAUUUUGUAGUAUUAAUGUUACUGUUUGGCUACACAACUGUAUAUUCCCCAUGCUGCUGUGAGAGUCACAAUUCUCAACCUUUCAUUUCUUUUCAUUCCUUGUUACGUGAAAAACACGACUCAGAAAACCCUCUAUCAGCUUUUUGUUGAUUUGAUUUCUUACUUAACAGACAGCAAAGUUCUGGUUUAAAUAGUUCAAAUGAGAUAACUUAUAAUUUAGGGUUUGAGAAUCUUUUUACAUUACUAGCUAACAGUCCUGAGAUCAGCCCAUGAAAUAUGCUGUGUAAGAAAACAACCAUUUUACUAGAGCACUGUAUAUGUUUUUGGUCUCAUUAGUAAUAGAUGUUUUGAAGGGAUCAUUGUGUCUUUUCUAAUCAAUACUUUUGUUAGAAAAGUGGUGUUUAGUCCAGCAGAAAUCUGCCAUCUAUUUCUGUUAUUCUAUUCCCUUGCUUGUAUUUUCAAGUUAAAUUUCAUUUAAUUUUCUGCACAGUGCAUAAGGAUGUGUAACCAGAACUUGAUCUUGUUUGAAGGUUGUGUCUGUGUUUGAUUCCAUGCUGUACUUUAUUAUAACUUUCUUUCUUCAGAGACUGUUCUUACUCCACAAAUACUCUUUAGUGUUAAAGUGUAAGAAGACAUUGUCCUUAUAUUCCUUAACUAAUGGGUUAUUAAUAAAAUGUUUUAAAAAAAA